Molecule: messenger RNA, 1064 nt
Organism: Musca vetustissima
Lineage: Eukaryota; Metazoa; Arthropoda; Insecta; Diptera; Muscidae
Gene: Gbeta76C
Product: guanine nucleotide-binding protein subunit beta-2
Exons: 7
Coding region: 12-1052 (346 amino acids)
Biological process (GO): G protein-coupled receptor signaling pathway
Cellular component (GO): cytoplasm; heterotrimeric G-protein complex
Molecular function (GO): signaling receptor complex adaptor activity; protein binding
Source: RefSeq, a predicted model, not a curated record
AAACCGCCAUCAUGCCUAAAGUUGAUCCAGAAAUUCAAAAAUUAUACGAUGAAAUCAAUGGAAUGAUUGAAAAAUUCAGGGAGGAUCAAAAAGCCAAAGCUGAUUGUACGCUGCAAGAAAAAUGCGGUGAUAUGGGAGAUAUUCCCAAAAUAAGAUUGGCACCGAAAAAAGUACUAAAGGGUCAUAUCAAUAAAGUAAAUUCCGUACAUUUUGCUGGAGAUUCUAGGCACUGUGUUACGGGUUCGUUGGAUGGUAAGCUAAUUAUUUGGGACACAUGGACGGCAAAUAAAGUGCAGAUUAUUCCUCUGAGAUCUGCCUGGGUUAUGACAGUGGCAUUUUCACCAUCGGGUAAUUUUGUGGCAUGUGGCGGUAUGGACAAUCAAUGUACAGUAUAUGAUGUCAAUAAUCGGGAUGCAUCUGGUGUGGCAAAAUUAACAAGAGAAUUAUUGGGUUAUGAAGGUUUUCUCAGCUCCUGUCGUUUUCUGGAUGAUACUCAUUUAAUUACUGGAUCGGGUGAUAUGAAAAUCUGUCAUUGGGACUUGGAAAAAGGUGUGAAGACCAUGGAUUUCAAUGGUCAUGCUGGUGAUAUUGCCGGUCUGUCAUUGUCUCCAGAUAUGAAUACCUAUAUUACGGGAUCUGUAGAUAAAACCGCCAAACUUUGGGAUGUACGAGAGGAUGUACACAAGCAAAUGUUUUUCGGACACGAAAUGGAUGUUAAUUCAGUUUGUUAUCAUCCAAAUGGCAUGGCGUUUGCAUCAGCUUCGGAAGAUCAAACUGCUCGUAUGUACGAUAUACGAGCUGAUCAACAAAUUGCUUUAUAUGAACCGCCACAAAAGAAUACAGGUUUUACAUCAUGUGCUUUAUCAACCAGUGGCCGUUACUUGUUGUGCUCUGGUAUUGAGGGUAAUAUCCAUUCUUUCGAUACCAUGAAAGUGUGCCACAAUGGAAUGAUGGCUGGCCAUGAAAAUCGUAUAACAUGCAUAAGCUUGUCACCAAAUGGCAUGUGUUUGGCAUCUACUAGCUGGGAUCAACAAGUUCGCUUGUGGUUAUAAAUUAUUAUGCAA